This is a messenger RNA of Poeciliopsis prolifica (blackstripe livebearer), 2632 nucleotides long. Its product is annotated as differentially expressed in FDCP 6 homolog. NCBI's taxonomy places the organism in Eukaryota, Metazoa, Chordata, Actinopteri, Cyprinodontiformes, Poeciliidae. The transcript has 11 exons. Gene Ontology annotation, cellular component: nucleus; cytoplasm. The record is from RefSeq and is a predicted model, not a curated record. The coding region runs from base 187 to 2046 and encodes 619 amino acids.
ACAGAACCCUCCGUGUCCAUUUGUGGAUGUCCAGCAGGUGUCGCUGCCCGCAGGCUUGCAAAGCCACGCAGCAGCAGCGACAGAGUGCGUGUCUGCCUGUCACCCAGGGGCCCCGUGUCAACAGCAGAGGGAAGAAGAAGGCAGACGCAUAGAGGAGGAAAUCAGAAAAAUAACGGCGCUGCAGAAAUGGACCUGCGCUCUGAGCUACUCAAGUCCAUAUGGUACGGUUUCACUGCCCUGGAUCUAGAGAAGAGUGGGAAGGUGUCCAAGUCUCAGCUGAAGGUUCUGUCUCACAACCUUUGCACAGUCCUGAGCAUCCCACAUGACCCCGUGGCUUUGGAGGAGCACUUCAGGGAUGACGACGACGGCCCAGUUUCCAGUCAGGGUUACAUGCCUUAUCUCAACAAAUACAUCCUCGAUAAGGUCGUGGAAGGCUCCUUUAAUAAGGAAAACGUGGAUGAGCUUUGUUGGACUCUUACGGCGAAGAAGAACUACCAGCCAGACAGAAGCAGCAUCUCGGUCCUGCCGGACCGAGAUGCUUUUCGGCUGUGGUGCCUUUUUAACUUUCUCUCCGAAGACAAAUACCCGUUGGUUAUGGUACCAGAUGAGGUGGAGUACCUCCUGAAGAAGAUAUGCAUGGCGAUGAGCAUCGAGUUCAACUGCGUCGAGCUCGACGACUUCUUCUCUCAGGACUCGGGGCACCAGAAUGGCAUCACCGUCUGGGUUUUUCUCCAGAUGAUGAACUCUGGGAAAAUGACCCGAGCCAUCGAUAAGAGCAUCAUCAGCAUGGCGAUAGAGGAGGUGUACAGGGAGAUAGUCGGCGACGUUCUCAAAGAGGGUUAUCUGUGGAAGAAAGGGCAGCUGAGGAGAAACUGGAAGGAACGCUGGUUCACUUUGAGGCCCAGCAACCUGUCGUACUACACCGGAGAGGACCGCAAGGACUGCCAAGGGAAUAUAGUCCUGGACGGGAACUGCUGCGUGGAGGUGCUGCCUGACCGAGACGGGAAGAGGUGCAUGUUUUGCUUGAAGACCUUGUCCAAAACCUAUGAAAUGAGUGCUUCGGACACCAAACAAAGACAGGAGUGGACGGCAGCCAUUCAAACGGCCAUCAGGCUGCACGUGGAGGGCAAAACGUCUCUGCAUAAAGACCUGAAGCUGAAGAGGCGAGAGCAGCGCGAGCAGCGGGAGAAACGACGACAGGCCAAAGAGGAGGAGCUGCAGAGGCUUCGGGCCCUGCAGGAGGAAAGGGAGCGCAAGCUGGCGGAGCUGGAGCUCCUGAAGGAGGCGCAGAAGCAGGCGCAGGUCCUGAUGGACCAGGACGAGCAGAGGAGACGCCAGCAGCACGAGCAGCUCCAGCGGACUCUGGAGAUUCAGCUCCGCGAGGCGGAGGAGGCCAGAGUUAGCAUGCAGGCAGAGAUGGCUCUGAAGGAGGAGGAAGCAGAGCGGCAGAGGAAGAGGAUCCAGGAGCUGGAGGAGAUGCAGAAGCGUCUGGAGGAGGCGCUGCAGCAGGAGAUUAAGGCCAGGCUGGAUGAGGAGGGCUUCCGUUACGCUCAGGCGAGGUUACUGGCUGAGGAGGAGGAGAAGAUGAAGGCCCUGAUGGCCCUGCAGGAGGAGCAGGAGGAGUACAUCCUGAAAACGCAGAGAGAAAAACAGGAGCUAAAGCAGGAAAUGGAAGUCAAGUCUCGGGCCCUGGAUGAGGCACAGAGGCAGCUGGAGGAGGUCCGAGCCAACAGACACAGGGUUGACCAGGACGUAGUAGCUGCUCAGAGGAAACUUCGCCAGGCGAGCACCAACGUCAAACACUGGAACGUCCAGAUGAACCGACUGAUGCGGCCGAUCGGACCAGGCGAGAAAAGGCCGUCUCUGGGCAGCUCUUUCCAGUCGUUCCAGAUCCCGACACAGCGGGACCCCGGGUUGCGCCUCAGAAGGAAAUCUGGAUCGGAGGAUCAGAGCGAGGAGAGCAAAGAGAACGUGGACAACAGAAGCGGGUGCGACUUGGAGAAGCGGCACUCGCACGCCUCCAACGGAGACAUGGACAUCCCCUAAAAGCAUGAAUCAUAAGAGCCUGCUCUUUUGAUUGCAUUUUCUAACAGGAAGCUCAGUGAGACAAGUGUGAAAGGCUGCAGGACUUCUGCACUUAAAACUGAAUUUUCAUUACUACUGUUUGUAUUGCAAGAUGAAUUUACUGACCUGAAAUCCAAAACAGUAACCGUUUGAGACAUUUCACAGAAGAUUGCUCAACUAAUACUCCUACCACUUCUUGUGUGAGGCCUGAUGAGAACAGAGAAGAUACCUUGGUGCAAGUAAAAGGGCCUCAAAGUUAACAAAAAAAAAAAGGAUCCAGGCUGAUGUGUUAGCAAUGACGAUUACAGACCGGACUUAAAGGAAGUUCAUCCUUACGUAAAUGAAGAAAGCUAUCCCUCUGUCAUUUUUACAUAUGUAAUUUCCUGAUUUGUUUUUUGGAUUGUGAAUUUUUGAUCUGUACAAAUCUGUUUCAGUAUUAGUUAAUGGCGUCAUUUCACUCCUGACAAACAGGAAAUAGAGAGGCAGAGUUAGAAAGAGAGGGGAGGGGAGACAACUUCCUGUUUCUAAUGUCACCUAACAUGACUGUAAAUAAAAAAAAGUGAAUCAA